GUCAAGGUUAUAGGUAUUACAAAGUUUAUGUUUUGUGGAAAAAAAACGGGAAAACUUAGAAGUUAGUGAAUUUACUUAAAAAUUCCGGUAAAGUGAACGAAUUUUUCAUUUUAAACAAUAUAAAAAAAUGAAUAUUGCAUUUCAACAUACAACCAGAUUAAUAACGAGACAUGUGAAAAGAAAACUGUUGCGAAAGUAUUCAACUGAAUCGUUAAUAGUUACCAAAGAAGUAGAAAGGGCAGGACUUAUUAUUCUCAAUAGACCUCACGUUUUAAAUGCUCUUAAUGAAAUAAUGAUCAAUGAAACAAUAGAACUACUUUCAAAAUGGGAAACUAAAAAAGAAUUUGUUGUUAUAAAAGGGAUAGAAUCUAGAGCAUUUUGUACUGGAGGAGACAUAUUAGAAUGCCUCAAGGCUAUUGAAAGGACUAAAAAUAUUAAUAUAUUAUAUGAAUAUAUAAAAAAAUUGAAUGAAAUAUUAUAUUUAUUAUUUACUUAUAAAAUACCAAUAAUUUCAAUAAUUGAUGGUAUAGCUUUUGGAGCAGGAGCAUCAAUGGCUGUUUUUUCAAAACAUCCAAUCGUUACAGAAAAUACUUUAUUAUCAAUGCCCGAGGUUAAAUUUGGUUUCCAUCCAAAUGCAGGAGGAUCAUACUUCCUAAAUAAACUUGAUAUACCUCUCCGUAAUUUCCUGGCAUUAACGGGACAUGUAUUGAAAGGAGCAGAUUUAAUUCACAUAGGAUACUCUAAAAACUUUUGCUACAGUAAAAAUAUAAAGAAAAUGGAAGAAGAUAUUCUAAAUUGCUCAGUUACAAAUGACCAGCAUUUUAAUAUUGAGAAAUAUUGCGAAAAAACUAUACCAGAAAGCUACGUAGCUACAUUAAUGGAUAAAAUUAAUAGAUGUUUUAAUGAAGAAACUGUUGAAGAUAUUAUUUCAAAGCUAAAAGAUGAUAACUCUCUUUGGUCUAAAGAAACGAGAAGAUUACUGGAGACUUAUUCACCUACAAGCUUAAAAGUUAUUCUUAGACAAAUGCAAAUAACCAGAAAUAUGAACUUAAGAGAUUGCUUAACAUUGGAAAGUAACUUAUCUCCUAAUUUUUACAGAUUCACGGACGUCUUGGAAGGAACCAAAGCUAUUAUUGUGGAUAAGACAUAUAAACCGAUGUGGAAUCCAUCGAAAUUAUCAGAUGUCACAGAAGAAUUAAUUCAAAAUCAUUUCAAAUCCAAUAACGAUAAAUCGCAUAAAGAAAUGUUGGAUAGAAGAGACACCCUGCAAAAUGAUUCGAACAAUAAAUAAAUAUUUCGUUAUUAUAUUGUGUGCUGUUUAACUACAACCCCUAUACUCAACAUAUUAAAUUCAAUCGAUUGAUUUUGUUACGGUUUGAAAACCAGUCAUAUUCAAAUUAUGAAAAGGGCCAAUAGAAAUUCCCAAUUUUAUACAUACUGAAUGCACUACCACUACCACAACACUCACAAUUACACUAUUUGACGCGCGUUUCGAUAACCAAGGUAUCGUCUUCAGGCACUGAAGAUAAAGGAAAACCUAUUAACUUAACUUUCAUAGAUACCACUCUUUUCCCAGUCUGGUAUUCUAUCCUUGGGUUUACCGAAUAAAUUUCCUGGAUUUUUAAACAAAUUUUAAGCC
Molecule: messenger RNA, 1639 nt
Organism: Diorhabda sublineata
Lineage: Eukaryota; Metazoa; Arthropoda; Insecta; Coleoptera; Chrysomelidae
Product: 3-hydroxyisobutyryl-CoA hydrolase, mitochondrial-like
Exons: 3
Coding region: 128-1291 (387 amino acids)
Biological process (GO): L-valine catabolic process
Cellular component (GO): mitochondrion
Molecular function (GO): 3-hydroxyisobutyryl-CoA hydrolase activity
Source: RefSeq, a predicted model, not a curated record